Rhinolophus ferrumequinum (greater horseshoe bat) is the source of this 2470-nucleotide messenger RNA. RefSeq names its product SEC61 translocon subunit alpha 2 (gene SEC61A2). Gene Ontology annotation, biological process: SRP-dependent cotranslational protein targeting to membrane, translocation; post-translational protein targeting to membrane, translocation. NCBI's taxonomy places the organism in Eukaryota, Metazoa, Chordata, Mammalia, Chiroptera, Rhinolophidae. Gene Ontology annotation, molecular function: transmembrane protein transporter activity; signal sequence receptor activity; ribosome binding. Gene Ontology annotation, cellular component: Sec61 translocon complex; membrane. The record is from RefSeq and is a predicted model, not a curated record. The transcript has 12 exons. Bases 109 to 1539 code for a protein of 476 amino acids.
GCGGCCGGCUGGAGCACGUCGGGAGCGGGCACAGAGGCCGGAGCCGCGGGACCCAAGCAGAGACAGCGCGAGACCGCUGUGCCCGGCCGAGCCGCAGCAGCCGCCGCCAUGGGCAUCAAAUUUUUAGAAGUUAUCAAACCUUUCUGUGCAGUAUUACCAGAAAUUCAGAAACCUGAAAGGAAGAUCCAGUUUAGGGAGAAGGUACUAUGGACUGCUAUAACUCUAUUCAUUUUCUUAGUAUGUUGUCAGAUACCCCUAUUUGGAAUCAUGUCAUCUGAUUCUGCAGAUCCCUUCUACUGGAUGAGAGUUAUUCUGGCAUCCAACAGAGGAACUUUAAUGGAAUUGGGUAUCUCCCCGAUUGUAACAUCUGGUUUGAUUAUGCAGUUGUUAGCUGGAGCCAAAAUCAUUGAAGUUGGAGACACACCCAAAGAUAGAGCUCUAUUCAAUGGAGCCCAGAAACUAUUUGGUAUGAUCAUUACCAUUGGGCAAGCCAUUGUGUAUGUCAUGACGGGCAUGUAUGGGGAUCCUGCUGAAAUGGGUGCUGGAAUCUGUCUCCUUAUCAUUAUUCAGUUGUUUGUUGCUGGUUUGAUUGUGCUGCUGUUAGAUGAGCUGCUACAGAAGGGUUACGGCCUGGGGUCUGGUAUUUCCCUCUUUAUUGCCACCAACAUCUGUGAAACCAUUGUCUGGAAGGCCUUUAGUCCCACUACCAUUAACACUGGCAGAGGUACCGAGUUUGAGGGUGCAGUUAUAGCUCUCUUUCAUUUACUGGCCACCAGGACAGACAAAGUCCGAGCAUUAAGGGAGGCAUUCUAUCGUCAGAACUUGCCCAAUCUCAUGAACCUUAUCGCUACUGUGUUUGUGUUUGCUGUUGUUAUAUAUUUUCAGGGAUUUCGUGUAGACUUGCCCAUUAAGUCAGCCCGAUACCGAGGACAGUACAGCAGCUACCCCAUCAAGCUCUUCUACACCUCGAACAUUCCCAUCAUUCUGCAGUCGGCCUUGGUGUCAAACUUGUAUGUGAUUUCCCAGAUGCUGUCUGUUCGAUUUAGUGGCAACUUUUUAGUUAAUUUACUAGGACAAUGGGCGGAUGUUAGCGGUGGAGGCCCUGCCCGCUCAUACCCAGUGGGAGGUCUUUGUUACUAUCUGUCCCCUCCCGAGUCCAUGGGUGCUAUAUUUGAGGAUCCCGUCCACGUGGUUGUGUAUAUCAUCUUCAUGCUGGGGUCAUGUGCUUUCUUUUCUAAGACAUGGAUAGAGGUGUCUGGAUCCUCAGCCAAAGAUGUAGCUAAACAGCUUAAGGAACAGCAAAUGGUAAUGAGGGGCCACCGAGACACCUCAAUGGUUCAUGAGCUUAAUAGGUACAUCCCCACGGCGGCGGCGUUCGGAGGGCUGUGCAUCGGCGCCCUGUCGGUGUUGGCCGACUUCCUCGGGGCCAUUGGCUCUGGCACUGGAAUCCUGCUCGCAGUCACUAUUAUUUAUCAGUAUUUUGAAAUAUUUGUUAAGGAACAGGCUGAAGUAGGCGGGAUGGGUGCUUUGUUUUUCUGAAUGUUCCCAUAGUUCUUUUUGUGUGUGUGCAAGGGAAAACAUUUCGACAUUCUUGUCAAAUGCUGGUUCUCCUUUUUCCCCCACUUUGUUUUCAAGUGCUAACUGCCCCAUUUCUGAAAUGGGCACCGAGCUACGCCUGUGUGCAGCAUUUAGUACCAGCUGCCUUAAAACUCAAGUUUACAUUAUUCGUUAGAAAACGUACAUGUAGUGUCGCCUGUGAUGCUGGAAACCAGUGUACCCGCCUUGCCGUGUUCAGUUGUGACGGUGAGAUGGUGACGUGGCUCACUUUUGCACACAACAUUCAAAACACUCAGUAUUCCCCCCACUUGUUGAAAAAUAAAUGUAGUUCAGAUUGCCACUUUCCAGUAUUUUUGGGCUUAUUUAAUGAGUUCUGGAACAUUUAUAUCUAAUCUAUAUUUUAGAUAUAAUUACUUUUUAUACUUUUUAAACUCAUAGUAUCCACAUUCCCACCCUCCUUCCCUGUCCCUCCCUUUAUUCGUACCUUCUCAAAGCAGCCACUUAGCCCGAUGGGCACAUCAAACUUCCGAGUUCCUUCUGUCCCUAGAAACAACUUAGAAUUACUCUUCCUGUUUUCCAUCCCUUCUUCCCAGUGACAGCACGGUCGCUGCUGUUUAUACGUAUUGGCUAUGCCUUCGAAUUCCAAGUCACUUGAGAAUGCUUUUAAGAUACUAUGUCCCAGUUUUGUUUUUUUUCUCUUAAAUCUCUAAAGCAAAGAUCUAAUUCUCAAGCAAUGUCUGUAGCUCAGUGGGGGUGAACAAUGAGUAAUUCAUGCUAGGAAUCUGUGUACGUUCUUGUACUUUAUAGCAGCCACAUGAGUGUAAACAGUAGACAAAACACUUUUAUUUAAUACAACUGUUCCAGUUGUGUUGGAAAAAUAAAAAAAUCUGGUAUUAAAUGCAUUGUACAGGUU